Molecule: messenger RNA, 1587 nt
Organism: Corylus avellana
Lineage: Eukaryota; Viridiplantae; Streptophyta; Magnoliopsida; Fagales; Betulaceae
Product: histone acetyltransferase of the MYST family 1
Biological process (GO): regulation of transcription by RNA polymerase II
Cellular component (GO): nucleus; chromatin
Molecular function (GO): chromatin binding; transcription coregulator activity; histone acetyltransferase activity
Source: RefSeq, a predicted model, not a curated record
ACGUCCCCGAGUCCAUUUUGAAGGCUUGCCCGACAAAUGGGUUCGUUAGAGUCACCGACGAGCGCAGCAGAGAACGGCUCUACGAUUCCAGAUACGCGUCCCGGCGAACAAAAGACCGCUUCCGGCGACGGAGACCCCGCUUGGAUGACGCCGGAAUCGGAGGCGACGAGGAGGCGGAGAGCGUCUAUGCUACCACUCGAGGUGGGUACUCGCGUCAUGUGCCGUUGGAGGGACGGGAAAUUCCACCCGGUCAAAGUCAUCGAACGGCGCAAAAUGCAUACCGGUGGCCCCAACGAUUACGAGUAUUACGUCCAUUACACAGAGUUCAAUAGGAGGCUUGAUGAAUGGGUGAAGCUGGAACAACUUGAUCUCAACUCUGUAGAGGCUGUUGUUGAUGAGAAGGUGGAGGACAAGGUUACAAGUUUGAAAAUGACACGCCACCAGAAGCGAAAGAUUGAUGAGACUCAUGUAGAGGGCCAUGAAGAGCUUGAUGCUGCGAGCUUGCGAGAACAUGAAGAAUUCACAAAAGUGAAAAAUAUAGCGACUAUAGAACUUGGAAGAUAUGAGAUUGAGACAUGGUACUUUUCUCCCUUUCCACCAGAAUACAACGACUGUUUGAAGCUGUACUUUUGUGAGUUUUGCCUCAAUUUCAUGAAGCGUAAAGAACAGCUUCAAAGGCAUAUGAGGAAGUGUGAUCUUAAGCAUCCCCCUGGUGAUGAGAUAUAUCGAAGUGGUACAUUGUCAAUGUUUGAGGUUGACGGCAAAAAGAACAAGGUCUAUGGGCAGAAUCUUUGUUAUUUGGCGAAAUUGUUUCUUGAUCACAAGACCCUUUAUUAUGAUGUUGACCUGUUUCUGUUCUAUAUUUUGUGUGAAUGCGAUGAGCGAGGAUGCCACAUGGUUGGUUACUUUUCCAAGGAAAAGCACUCAGAGGAGUCUUAUAAUUUAGCAUGCAUCCUCACCCUUCCUCCUUAUCAAAGGAAGGGCUAUGGAAAAUUUUUAAUUGCCUUCUCAUAUGAGCUUUCCAAAAAAGAAGGUAAAGUCGGCACACCUGAGAGACCCCUUUCUGAUCUUGGGCUGUUGAGCUACAGAGGUUACUGGACUCGGGUUCUUCUAGACAUCUUGAAGAAGCACAAGGGCAAUAUAUCUAUCAAGGAGCUUAGUGACAUGACAGCAAUUAAGGCGGAGGAUAUUUUGAGCACCCUUCAGAGCCUUGAACUGAUUCAGUACAGGAAAGGGCAGCAUGUAAUCUGCGCUGAUCCCAAGGUCUUGGAUCGUCAUCUAAAAGCUGCUGGUCGUGGGGGCCUGGAGGUUGAUGUUAGCAAACUGAUAUGGACUCCUUAUAAAGAACAAGGUUGAUGGUAUCAAAGUCAUCCAGAUACUUGCUGGCAACCUUGACAUGCAACUGACCUCUGCUUGUAUAAAGUAGGCCUUAGGGUUUGAAAUUGGGGAUUUCUUCCUCGACAAUUAUCCAUGUUGUGACAUGUAUGUAUGUAUGUAUAAAAAAUAAUAGUAGUAUACUCUUAAAUCCAUAGAUGUAUGUAGGCUACAACUGAUUCUUUGAAUUGAUUCCAACUUUUUAGUUCCCUA